AACACAAACAAUCAUUUUUCAGAUUUCAGUAAAAUCCAAUUCCAAUAACAACGCACUAAUUUACUGACACGAUCGUUAGUAAUAUUAGAAAUAAAAAUAAGUUUUAUAACUUAAAGAUAUCAAAACUAUUAUAAAUCAUCAUUAUUCAGUUAACUUAUGAUAUGUGGCCUGUCAUCAAUUGAAAUGGAGGAAGCAGAGCUAUCCUCAUUGCAAACAGUGUUCGAAACGUUGAGACUUGCUUCCUGCCAAGAUCCAGCUGUUUUGAAACCUGCUGAGGAAAAGUUGAAGGAAUGGGAAAUCCUCCCAGGCUACUAUUCUAUUCUCAUGAAGAUAAUUUUGAAACACGACAUAGAUCUGAACGUGCGAUGGCUUGCGAUUCUGUGUUUGAAAAAUGGCGUUGACCGGUACUGGCGUCGCAAUAUCAGCAAUGGCAUCAGUGACCUGGAGAAGGACGGCCUCCGAAAAAGUCUGCUCUGCAACAUUCGCGAGCCAGUCCUCCAGAUCGCCACUCAGAUGGCUGUUAUUGUCGCCAAAAUUGCUAGACUGGACUACCCGCGCGAAUGGCCUCAACUGAUGCCCGCACUGUUGAGCGAGCUGAGGAGUGGAGGGGCGGAGCAGAGAGCGCUGCUUGUGCUGAGCCACGUCAUCAAGAGUCUGUCGAGCAAGCGGCUGGCCGGUGACCGCAAGCUGUUCCAGGAACUUACCGCUAACAUCUAUCCCUUCCUCUAUCAGCAGUGGACGGUGCACACCAAUGCUGCCAUCGCUCAGAUAUCGUUUGGCGACGAUAAGUGUGUGCACACCCUGGAAAAGGCCAGUCUGCUGCUGAAAUGCUUGUACAAGUUGACCGUGUAUGGCUUCGUCAAACUUCACGAGUCGUCCGAGGCAGCCUCCUUCCUACACUCCAUAUUCGGACACACCAAGACAAUGCUCGAACAACGUAAAACAGUGAAAGCAAUACAUGGUGUGACAGAAAUGUUGGAAAAGUUUAUAAUGAAAAUGACGAAAGUGCAGGCGACGGUGCUGUCAGACCACCCGUUCUCCUACAUUGAUCUACUGCAGCCAACACUAGAAUUAACCUAUUACUACAUAUUUGUGCCGGACAACGAGGCUUUCCUUUUCGAAUCAUUUUUGAUUCUUUGUCUCAAUAGACUGAAAACAAUUGUACAGACUUUGGAGUUCAGGCAGGGUAAGCAGAGAGAAAGCUGCUCUUCCAAGCUAUUUGAUGCUCAAGCAAACGAACUAGAGAUACGAACAGCCCAGGCUGUGGAAAUAAAGAAGGAAUUUUUCAAUGAGACUGUCCUGAAUGUGAUCUGCCGCAAGCUGAUAACCCACUACUUCCUGCUCACUCCGCAAGAUCUGGCUCUGUGGGAUUCUGAUCCAGAAACUUUCUAUAUAAACGAAUCGGCUGAAAAUUGGAAAUAUAGUCUGAGGGUAAGUAUUGAGAAAAUCUUCAAACGUUCCUUCUGAGUAGAAAGUAUUGAGAAAAAAGAAGCUUUUCUGCAAUAGUUGAUUUAUUUUUUUUGUCAAAAUUAGGAAAAUAAACAGUUUUGGGUUUAUCCCGUUGGUUCUCUCCCAAUAAUUUAUUUGAUGAUGCAAUUUUGGAAUGAAAUAAAUAAGUGAAUAAAUAAUAAAUCCUUCGGGCACCACAAUAAUGUUUCCACAACCA
Nilaparvata lugens (brown planthopper) is the source of this 1666-nucleotide messenger RNA. Its product is annotated as importin-11-like. Gene Ontology annotation, molecular function: small GTPase binding. The coding region runs from base 157 to 1467 and encodes 436 amino acids. The transcript is spliced from 8 exons. Gene Ontology annotation, biological process: protein import into nucleus. Gene Ontology annotation, cellular component: cytosol; nuclear envelope. Lineage: Eukaryota; Metazoa; Arthropoda; Insecta; Hemiptera; Delphacidae. The record is from RefSeq and is a predicted model, not a curated record.